AUGAAAUCAAAAAAAAAAGGUAUGUUACAUAAAAAGCUAAAAAACACAAGGAGUGGUGCUAAAGAAUUUUCUUACAGUUCUUUUAAAAAUGAAAUCUUUGGUAUGUACAUGAAAGAAAAACGAAUUUUAAAGAAAAUUCAAGACCAAAAGGCACAAAAAGAAGCUUUGUUGGAAGAAAAAGAGAAUACCCUAAAAAAAGAUAAUCCAUUGGAUUUGCUUACUAACAAUGAUGCUUCUAAUGACUUUAAGAUUGAAAAGGAAUUAAUUUUUCAAAAUGAAGAUAUAUGUCUUGAAGAGAAUGAUGAUGAUGAAUCUGAGCAAACAAUAGAUGAAGAAUCACAUCACUCAGACAUAAAAAAAAGUACCAAAGUAAAACGAGCAAAUAGUCUCCUCGAUGAAGGGGUACACAGUGGUUCGAAACGUAUACAUAAAGAAAGGGGGAGAAAAAAAAAAAAAAAAAGAAGACGAAAGAGGCCAAAAUUAGUAGCUGGUGUAAAAGAUGAAGAAAGUAACAGCGACGAAAGUGUAGAAAGUUAUGAAACAUACGAAGAAAAUGAAAAAGGUGAAAUUAUAAAACAAGGAAGUGAUGACAAAAAAGAUAAAAAAAAAGAUAAAGAAGAAAAUGAACAAACAGAAGUUAUUGUUCAAAUUUUGAAUAUUAUCAUAACAAAAAAUAAAAUAAAAAAUAUUAUAAGGAAAUAUUUUGAAAAUGGAUUUGUAAAUUUUGUUAGUUCAAGUAUGAUAAGAUAUAUUAUAAGAAAAGCAAAAAAAAAAAUCAACAUUCUUACUGUAGAAUCGUUUCUAGUUAAAAAUGUAGAUAUUAAUCAUUUAGAAAGCACUAUAAUUACUAAUAAAAAGGUUGAAAUGUUCAGGGAUUAUAUUUUUUCUCGACAAAAAAUAAAAACCAUUGAAGCCGCUUUAGUGCAAAUAUGUAAAAUAUUACCUGAAGAUUUUAAUAAAGAAAAUUUUCAUAAAGAGUUUGAAAUAACUCAAUUUGAAUACCUACGAUGUAUAGAAGUAUUGUGUACAUACUUGCUAAAGCAAAAUGAUGAAAAUACAAAUGCUUAUAAGAAAUAUAAAAGCAUGGAUAUAUUUGUUAAACAAAUUUUGUAUAAAUAUAUGAAUCAAUCUUCGGAUGAUGAUAAUGUGAUGAAGAAAGGGGAUAAAAAAGGUAGAAAAAAUAAAAAAAAAAUAAAAAAAGACAAAGGGGAAAAUAAAGAUGCUAUUAGCAUUAUAGAUAAUACCAAAGAAAAUGUAAAAGAGAAAAACGAAAAAGAAGACGAGAUACAGGAAUUAAAAGAAAACAAAGAUGAGAUUGAGGACAUCAAUUUGUGUAAUCUAAAAGUAAUGGAUACUAAAAAAGAAAAGACAAUUAGCUGCUCAAAUAUAACCAAUUCAUCAUUUGAUGAAAAUAUGGAAGCUAAAAACAAUUAUAGUAGUUUCGAAAUUUUGAAAAUAAUAGAUAAUAAAUUUAAGAAGAGAGAUUUAGAAAUAAAUAAUUUAAAAAAAUCUAUUGAAUCAAUUGGAAGUAAUAUUCAAUUAUUGUUAAAAUUUAAUGAAGGCUCAAAUGCAAAUAUAAACAUGUCGAAAUCCGUAAGUAUAGAAAAAAAUAUCAGCAAAAGUUUAGAAGGCAUUUCAAAUGAAAUAUAUAAAACAGAAGGUAGUCAUAUUUGGUCUCCAAAUUCAAUUGAAGGACUCCCAGUAUAUCAAAAUAAUAAUCAAUUAGAAGAAAAGACAAAAUUGUUGGGAAUAAAUAAAAAUAAAAUUUCUAAAAAUAUUAAAGAUGCCAAUAAUAGUAAUAUCAUAAUGAAUAACAAAAAGGAAAUGAAUGAAUAUAAUACUUCUCAAGAUAAUAUAUUAAUAGGAAACGAAAAUAAAUUUACAAGUUGCAAAAUCGAACAACUUUUAAUUCCUAGUUUUACAGAAGAAGGUUCCAAUAUAAAAGGACCAAGUGAAUUAGAUAAAUUUAAAGAAAAUGCAUAUAAAUUUAUUAAAUUAAUAAAUUCUGAUUCAAAUUUUGAAAAUAAUAUAAAUGAAAAUGGUAAAGAGAAAUUAAAUAUCAUUUUAAAUACUAUAAACAUAGAAUUUGAAAAACUUUUUAUAAUGUUGGCUGAUAAAAAAUUUAGUGUAAAAAAAAAUAACAAGUUAGCAGAUCAAAUAGUAGAUAAUAAUGUAUCGGGAAUAAAUAUAUCUGUAUCUCAAUCUGAAUUAAUUGAACUUAAUGAAUUAAAAGAUAUAAUAAAAAACAGAAAGAAAAAAAAAUCAAAGAAAAAAAAUAAAGAAAUCAAGGAUCAGGAAAUUAUCAAUGAUGACAUAAACAAUAAAUCUAUAUGUCACAACGAAUUAUUAUUCUUACAGGAUGAUCAAAUUAGUGUUCCAAAGAAAAAGAAAUCUGAUAAGUCUAAGAAAUUAUUAGAAACAAAUAAUAUAACAGAGAAUGAUACAAAGAUUGAAUUAGGUAAAAAUAAAAGGGGAGGUAGUAUUUUAGACAGUCUAAAUUUUUAUAUGAAAACAGAUACUAUUAAUAUGAUAGAUGAUAAUAUUAAAAGAGAAGACAAUGAAUUAAGUAAUAGUGAAAAUAAUGAUGUAUUAUUUAAAAAUGAAAAUGACAAAAAAAAAAAAAUAAAUUAUUUUCAAGAAUACAUGAGUAUAUGUAAUAAAGAUGUAAAAGGAAAAAAAGGAAAUCUUGAUAAUUUGAACAAGAGCAAAUCUGAUGAAAAUAUAAAAAAAAGUGUAUCAGAAAAAAAAGAGAAAAAAGGAAAUUUAUAUAAUUAUUAUGAAAAUUGUAAUAAAGCCGAUUUAUGUAGCCAACUCACAAAUGAAAUAUUAAGUUUAGCAAAAGAAAAAACAAGCUUAGAAAUAAGUCAAACAUUAGAAAUGUUUAAUGAUAGUAAAAAAUUAGAUCCAAUAUUAUUUACUAACAAAGUAAGUAGUGAUAAUACUACUGCGGCAAGUGGUAAGAUUAGCGAGUUGAAAUAUGAUAGGAUUAAUGAAGAUGAAGAUUUAAGUUUGAAAAAAGUUAAAGAUAUAGAUAAGGAAAAGAGUAAAGAAAAAAAAAAUAAAAAUAAAACUAAAAAGGAAUCCAAAGAAACACAAGAAAAAUCAAUUUAUAAUAAUAAUGAAUACCUUUUAAAUCAUGAAAAAGACAAAAUAAGUGAAAGUUCAAUAGAAAGUGGUGAUAGCGUAGUUUACAAUUAUAAUAUAUAUGAUGCGAUUUAUGAUAUGAAUGAGCAAUUUUCAAAUGUCGUUAAGAGCAUACAUAUGGAUCAAAACAUCAGCAAAGUUGAAGUAAUAAAUGAGAGUGAAAAUGAAGAAGGAGAAAAUGAUACUAUCGAAAAAAAAGAUAAAAAGAAAAGAGAAAAAGGAUCAAAAAGAAGAAAAGAACGGAAAAGACAAAAAAAAGAAGAAUUAAAAAAAAAGAAAAAAGAAUUGCGUAAGGAGAAAACAAAAAUUAUAAAGGGAUAUUUGAAAGAAGAAAGGAAAAAGGAAAAGAAAAAAGAAAAAGAAAAGAAAAAAGAACAAAAAAAAGAUGAGCCCAUUAAAAAAAAUGUUGAACCCACUAAAGAAAAAGCAAACGAUACUAAAACCGUUGCACCAUUAAAAAAAAAGAAAAGAAAAUCUUCUAAAGAUAAACGAAAAAAUAGUGAUUAUAAUUUUAUUGACGUUGGAUCAAAUGAUGAAAAAAAGAAAAUCGUGAGUAGAGAAAUGAGUAUAUAUAAUGAUUAUAUAACUCAAGAAGAAGCUAUCAAGGGUAUCAUCAGCAAGAAAUAUAUUCGGGGGAUAAUAUCCAUUCGAAGAUUAGACCAUGGAUGCAUCCUUCACGAAGACAAACAAAUUCACAUAAAAUCGAAGGAAGAUUUGAACAGAGCAAUUGAUGGAGAUGCUGUUGUUGUAGAAUUAAACAAAAUAACAGAUAGUAACAAUAAAUUAAAAGUUGAGCACAAUACUGGAAAAGUUGUAUAUAUUGAAGAGCAUUAUGGAUCAGAUGUACAAUAUGUAUGUAUAUUUAGAGAGAAAGUAAAAGAUAAAAAAUAUAACAUGGCUAUACCAUUUAAAAAAAAUAUUCCAUUAAUUAAAGUUCAAAAUAAACAUAUUAAAGAAUUUAUGGAAAAAUCUAAUGUUAAUGAUAUAAGUAGUCAAUUAGUAUAUAUUAAAAUAUUUCAAUGGAAUUCUACUGAAAAUUAUCCAGAAGGAAAAAUUGUUGAAAUUUUAGGACAAAAUGAUGUAUUUCAUAAUAUGCAAAAUGCAAUAUUAUUGAAUCAUAAUUUAAAUUUUAAUUUAAAAGAUGCAUUAGAAGAUCAAUAUUUAAAAGAAUUAAAAAAUAAAGAUAAAUUUGUUGAAAUAUUAACAGAUGAAUUAAAAAAAAGAAUGGAUUUAAGAAAGGAAUAUGUAUUUACUAUUGAUCCUGAAACAGCUAGAGAUUUAGAUGAUGCUAUUAAUAUUUGUAAAAUUGAUAAAAAAAUUAUUACAAAUUCAAAUUAUUAUAUUAAAAUUAUGCAUAAUUUAAUGUGCCAUAAUGGAGAUAUUGAUGAAACACUUUUAGAACAAAACCUACCUCUUUUUGUUAAUGACGAUAAAGCAUUUUUUGAAAAACUAAAACAAAAUCAAUAUGUUAAAGAGGUUGAAGAUGUUAAAUAUGAAAAUUUUAUGAAGGAAAAGGUAGCCAAUGGCAAUGAAAAAGAAGAGAUGCUCGAUAAGGUAGGUGAAAAGAUCGACGAUGUAGUGAAAAAAGAAAAAUUUGACAAAGGAGGAAAAUGUCUUACUAAUAAUGAAUAUCACUCUGAUGAUGUAGACAAUGGAAAGAUGUUAAAAAGAAAAGAUAGAGAAGAAUCACAUAAAAAUAAAAAACUAAAGAAAGCAGAAAAAAUAGGAAAAAAAAAGAAUACAUGUAUAUCAUCCGAUACAGACAUAGAAACAAGCAUAUUUAAUAAAUGCAAAAAAAAUAAUAAGUUUAUUGAUUUUGGUCAUAAAAAAAUUGAUAAAAUUAUGAUGAAUAAUGAUUAUAAACAAGUUAGUAAUAAAAAAAAACUUAAUAUCCAUUUCAGUAGUAGCGAAGAAAGUCUUGAUGAGUAUACUAAGUUUAAUAAAAAAGACAAAUAUGAUCUUAUAAAAAAAAAUACAAAUUUAAAUAAUAUGGAUGAAAUGGAUGAAAAUUUAAGUAUUCAAAAAUUGAAAAGACAUAAAACCUUUAUAAAUAAUAAAGAAAAAUUUGAAAAAUCGUUUUUAGACAUUUCAUCUAAUCAAGAAGAUAAUAGUAAUGAAAGUGAAAAUGAAAAACUUUUUGAAAAAAAAAAUGAUUUUAAUUUAUUUGUUAGUAAUGAUAAAAAUGAUUUUUCUUAUUUAGAUAAUAUUAUAAAUAAAGAUUGGAAUAGAAGUAAAAUUAACACUCAAAUGAUUGGUGUUAAUAAAAUGACAAAUAUUGAAUUUUUCCCAAAUACAACACAUCGAUGGAAAGACGAUACAAGCCAAAGUAGUAUUAACGACAUUGGAGUGAAUGAAGAAAAUAUUGAGAUUGGAAAAGUAAAUAGGAUUGGUAAAGGUUUAAAAUUUUAUAACACAUCUAUGCAUAGUAAAAAUAUUGAAUGUUUAUAUAAUAGUUCAACUAAUGAAGGUAAUUGUAAUGAUAGUAAGAAGGGGAAAGUAAAAAAUAAAUAUGCUUAUAUUUUUAAACAAAAUAGAAAUAAAGAUAUUGGAUCAGAAUUAUAUAAAGAUUGUGAUAAUUAUUGUUCAAAAUGUAAAAAAUAUAUAACUAUAGAUGACAUAAUUAAUAGUAUGGAUUCAGAGAAAUGGAGGAAAUAUAAUUUAUAUGAAGUAGGUGUACAUAUUACAGAUGUAUCAUAUUUUGUUAAAGAAAAUUCAUCAUUAGAUAUAGAUGCACGAAAUAGAGCAAUGACAAUAUAUUUAACACAUACUUGUUUUCCUAUGUUGUCAAGAAUAUUGAGUGAACAUUUAUGUAGUCUAGAUCCAAUAAAUAACCGUUUAUGUUUAUCAGUAUUUUUUUAUAUGGACAACUCAGGAAAAAUAGAUCAUAAUACAUUUUUUAUUAAAGAAACGGUAAUUGAAAGUAAAGUAAAAUUUACUUAUGAAGAAGUUUAUUCAAUAGUUAGUGGCUAUGUACAAUUAAAAAAAAUAAUAAAUAAAUUGAAAAAAGAUGAAAAAGAUGCAUUUUAUGCAAAACAUACAAAUUAUGAUCAAUCAGAUAAAAAUUCGCAAAACCCUAUUGAAGCUCAAAAAGGUAAAAGUAUUGUAAAUAAUUUUUCUAAAAUGGAAAAUGAAAAUGGACUUGUAAAAAAUAGUAGUAGUAAUGAUGAUAUUAAUAUGUUCGAUUUUAAUGAAAAAAAAAAAAAAAAUUUAGAUAAAAUGGGGGCAAAUGUUGAUAGUAAUGAAAAAAAAGCGGCUAAAAAAAAAGAUGUCAAUAAUAGUGAGAAAAAAGGUAAUAGUCUUUAUAAAAAGUUUUUAAAUCUUCAUUUUUAUUCUAAAAAAAAGAACCCAAGUAUUGUAGAUGUAGAUUCAGAUAGUGAAAAGGGUUUGGGUGGUUCUCCUCCAUCAAUCACAAACAUGAUCAUUGGCAAGGAUGAUGAUAAGAAUGAUAAACAAAAAGGUUUUGAAACCCCUUUUGAAUCUGAUAUGUUUGAAAAUAAAGGAAAGGGAAUAGAUAGCUCGAGUUUUAAUUUUGAAGAUGGAAAAAGUGUUAAGAAAAAAAAUGGAUGUAUUGUUAUGCGAAAAAAAGAUAGAAAUAAAAUAAAUGAAAGAGUUUUACAAAAUGAACAAGUAAAAAAAGGAAUAGAAGGAAUUAUAAAAAUAUUUAAAAAUUUAAAUAAUAAAAAACAUAAUUUAUCAGAAAAAGAAAUAAUUAAUAUUACAAAAAUGUUAUAUGAUAUGUACAAAAUAACAAAAGGUGCAAGAAGUAUUAGAAGAAAAAAUGGAUCUAUAUUAUUUAAUAACGAUAAAAUAAAUUUUGUAUUAUCAAAUACUUGGAGUCCAUUAGGGAUAGUAAAAAAAAAACAUACAUUUGCAAAUUAUAUGAUUGAAGAAUUAAUGUUAAGUGCUAAUAAGUUAGUAGCUAUACGUCAAUAUUUUAGUAAGUAUAGAAAUGCAUCUAUUUUCCGGUCUCAUAAUGCAAACGAUUCUCUUAAUGUUUCCGAUAUAAUUGAAUUAUUACAAAAACAUGGAAUAGAAUUUGAAGUUAAUAAUUUAUCAAAUGUAUUAAAUUUUUUACAAGACAAACAAAAUAAUUUUAAAAGUAAUAAACAAAAAAAUAGUAUUUUUGAACUUGUCUGUGCUUUUGUUAAAAAAAAAAUGGUUAGAGCAGAAUAUCAUACUUACAAACAUAUAAAAGAUAAUGACAUGAGUACAUAUCAUUAUGCUUUGUCUUUUCUUUUAUAUACACAUUUUACAUCCCCCAUUAGAAGAUAUCCAGAUAUUAUUGUCCAUCGUGUUAUUAAAAAAAUUAUUAACGAUGAAAAUAAAAUUAAAGAAAAAUUAUGUACAAGUCAGGAAAUUCUGAGUAUUGCCGAGACACCCGAUGUGGGUAUAAUUGAAACCAUUUGUGAAAAUUGUAACAAGUGUAAAUCACGAUCGAAGAAAGCUCAAAUGGAUUGUGAAAUAGCUUUUCUUUGUUUGUAUUUGCAAAAGCGCGAAACCCCUGGAUACAACAAAGGAAUAAUUAUGGAUAUACAAAGAGACCGAGCCUCCAUAUAUUUUAAAUCCUUUUCUUUUGAAAACCAUUUAUAUUUUACGGGAAUUGAAAAGCAAUAUAACAAAAUAAGCAAAGCCCAUAUGAAAUAUUUGUGUAACUAUACUAUUCAACCAAAUACAACCAAUGGAGAGUUUACUCUUAUAGUUUAUAAGCAAGACACAAAAACGGUGAAACUCCGAAAAGUAUAUAAGCGCUUUGAUUAUAUCCCAUUGUACCUCGUCCCGCUGAACUCAAUGCCACCCUCGUUUUUCUUGGCCGUUGCCUUUUCAAAUAAAUAA
Plasmodium vinckei vinckei is the source of this 7977-nucleotide messenger RNA. Its product is annotated as ribonuclease, putative. Gene Ontology annotation, biological process: mRNA catabolic process. The transcript is spliced from 9 exons. The record is from RefSeq and is a predicted model, not a curated record. Lineage: Eukaryota; Apicomplexa; Aconoidasida; Haemosporida; Plasmodiidae. Bases 1 to 7977 code for a protein of 2658 amino acids. Gene Ontology annotation, molecular function: RNA binding; 3'-5'-RNA exonuclease activity. Gene Ontology annotation, cellular component: P-body; exosome (RNase complex).